CCGUUGCACCCGCCAACGUCCAGCGGGCCUCUGUUCUGGGCGGCUGGAGGCAGGAUGGGCCGGAAGGUGACCGUAGCCACCUGUGCGCUCAACCAGUGGGCUCUGGACUUCGAGGGCAAUUUGCAAAGGAUUUUAAAAAGUAUUGAAAUUGCCAAAAGCAGAGGAGCAAGAUACAGGCUUGGGCCAGAGCUGGAAAUAUGUGGCUACGGAUGUUGGGAUCACUUUUACGAGUCGGACACCCUGUUGCAUUCACUUCAGGUCCUGGCUGCCCUCCUGGAAUCUCCAGUCACUCAGGAUAUCAUCUGCGACGUGGGGAUGCCCGUGAUGCACCGAAAUGUCCGCUACAAUUGCAGAGUGAUCUUUCUUAACAGGAGGAUCCUGCUCAUCAGACCCAAGAUGGCCUUGGCAAAUGAGGGCAACUACCGUGAGCUGCGCUGGUUCACUCCGUGGUCAAGGAGUCGGCAAACAGAGGAGUAUUUUCUCCCUCGGAUGUUACAAGACCUGACAGGACAGGAGACCGUGCCCUUUGGAGACGCAGUGCUGGCCACCCCAGACACCUGCAUUGGGAGCGAGAUCUGUGAGGAGCUCUGGACACCCCACAGCCCACACGUGGACAUGGGCCUGGACGGCGUGGAGAUCAUCACCAACGCCUCGGGCAGCCACCACGUGCUGCGCAAAGCCCAUGCCAGGGUGGACCUGGUGACCAUGGCCACCUCCAAGAACGGCGGGAUUUACCUGCUGGCCAACCAGAAGGGCUGUGACGGGGACCGUCUCUACUACGAUGGCUGCGCCAUGAUAGCGAUGAACGGAAGCGUUUUUGCUCAAGGAGCCCAGUUUUCCCUGGAUGACGUGGAAGUCCUGACAGCCACGUUGGAUUUGGAGGACGUCAGGAGCUACAGGGCAGAGAUUUCCUCUCGAAACCUGGCGGCCAGCAGGGUGAGCCCCUACCCCCGAGUGAAGGUGGAUUUUGCCCUCUCGUGCUGUGAGGACUUGCUACAGCCAGUCUCUGAGCCCCUCGAGUGGAAAUACCACAGCCCUGAAGAGGAGAUAAGCCUUGGACCUGCCUGCUGGCUCUGGGAUUUUUUAAGACGAAGCCAACAGGCAGGGUUUUUUCUGCCCCUGAGUGGUGGAGUGGACAGCGCAGCCACCGCCUGCCUCGUCUACUCCAUGUGCCGCCAGGUCUGCGAAGCUGUGAAGAGCGGAAAUCAAGAUGUGCUGGCUGACGUCCGGGCCAUUGUAAACCAGAUCAGCUACACGCCCCAGGACCCCCGAGACCUUUGUGGACGCAUUCUGACAACCUGCUACAUGGCCAGCGAGAACUCCUCCCAGGAGACCUGCAGCCGGGCCAGAGAAUUGGCCCAGCAGAUCGGAAGCCACCACAUGAGUCUCAACAUCGACCCAGCCGUGAAGGCAGUCAUAGGCAUCUUCAGCCUGGUGACAGGGAAAAGCCCUGUGUUUGCAGUUCACGGAGGAAGCAGCAGGGAAAACCUGGCAUUGCAGAAUGUGCAGGGAGCGGCCCAGGCACUACCCUGCCUCUGGGUUGCUACAGUGAGCAAGGCACUGGCUGAUUGGCAAAGGGAGAAGAGAGGCCUGGAGGCUCCCACCACACAGGCUCGAAUAAGGAUGGUCCUCGCCUACCUGUUUGCUCAGCUGAGCCUCUGGUCUCGGGGUAUCCGUGGUGGUCUUCUCGUGCUUGGAUCCGCCAAUGUGGAUGAGAGCCUCCUGGGCUACCUGACUAAGUAUGACUGCUCCAGUGCAGACAUCAACCCCAUAGGCGGGAUCAGCAAGACAGACCUGAGAGCCUUCGUCAGGUUCUGCACAGAGCACUUCCAGCUUCCUGCCCUGCAGGGCAUCCUGUCAGCACCGGCCACUGCUGAGCUGGAGCCCUUGACCGAUGGACAGGUGUCCCAGACCGAUGAGGAUGACAUGGGGAUGACGUACGCAGAGCUCUCAGUCUUCGGGAGGCUUAGGAAGAUCGCCAAGACGGGCCCCUACAGUAUGUUCUGCAGACUCCUCAACAUGUGGAAAGACAUCUGUACCCCAAGUCAGGUGGCAGACAAAGUCAAGCGAUUUUUCUCCAAGUAUUCCAUGAACAGACACAAGAUGACCACGCUCACGCCCGCUUAUCACGCUGAGAACUACAGCCCCGAUGACAACAGAUUUGAUCUGCGACCAUUUCUGUAUAACACUCACUGGCCUUGGCAGUUUCGGUGCAUAGAAAAGCAGGUUCUACGGCUCGAGAGUGGAGAACAGGACCUGGAUGGGGUAGACUGACAUCAGUUCCUGCCAGGGACCCUCUCUCCUUGGGGAUCUCCAGCAUUCUGCCGGCAUUCUGGUAACCAAGGUUGGAGCCUCGCCACUCCUGCCUGGAGAGGCAUGGCACGUCUGACAAGUUUGAGGGAGAAGGCUCUUUUUAUUCUAGCCUUUUAAAAAGAGGCUGAAAUAAAGUGAAUGUGCUUUAUUUAUUAA
Messenger RNA from Tupaia belangeri chinensis (Chinese tree shrew), 2469 nucleotides. RefSeq names its product NAD synthetase 1 (gene NADSYN1). Gene Ontology annotation, molecular function: NAD+ synthase (glutamine-hydrolyzing) activity; ATP binding; glutaminase activity. Gene Ontology annotation, biological process: NAD+ biosynthetic process. The coding region runs from base 55 to 2274 and encodes 739 amino acids. The transcript is spliced from 22 exons. The record is from RefSeq and is a predicted model, not a curated record. Lineage: Eukaryota; Metazoa; Chordata; Mammalia; Scandentia; Tupaiidae. Gene Ontology annotation, cellular component: cytoplasm.